ACGAUUAAAUAAAAAAGUUAAGUCAAGUAGUUACGAUUAUUAAUACGUAUUAUUAUUUAUUAAUUUGUCGAUUAUUUAAAAGAAACAAAAAACACGAAAAAAGAAAAGAAAGAAAGAAAUGAAAAAUACGAAAUCAUGCGAGUUUUCUUUAUCGAUAUUAUAACCGAUCGAUAUCGUUAGAAAAUCACUAUUUAAAAUCUUCACAUUGAACUGAAGUGAGCAAUGAAAGAGAUUCUCAGUAAAAUUUAUAACCUCCUUUCGAACAUUUAUUUAUUAUAAGUUUCUGCAAAGUAUUAACAUUUAAAUCGUACGAUUUAAUAUUGUUCAAGAAAUUUCUAAACUUAUUAUUUGUUAUUGCAACUGUAGUAGUACGUAAUUUGAAUAAUUUUAUACAAUGUUAUGUUAUAUUACAUAUAAACUUUUCUAAGAAUAAUAGAAUAUGGGAAACUGGCAGUUAGAAAUUUUUAAAAUGUCAUUAUAUAUGGCCUUUCCCGUAAUAAUGUUUCAUUAUUUUAAUCAACCAGAAAAUUUCGAACAAUGGGUGACAAAAGUAAGAAAUGAAUAUUAUCCUAAAGACGAUAAGGAGCAACGUAGGAUUAUAGAAGAAUCUAUCAGAAAUCAUAAUGAAAAAAUAGAACGAAAACAAUUGGAACUUAUGGAACGUACACUUAACAAGAAUAUUUAAUAAAAUAAGAAUUAUUGUAUAAUAUAUGUUUAGUGUCUUAAAUAUAUGUGUGCGUAUAUGUGUA
This is a messenger RNA of Vespa mandarinia (Asian giant hornet), 749 nucleotides long. Its product is annotated as protein PET100 homolog, mitochondrial-like. Gene Ontology annotation, cellular component: mitochondrion; mitochondrial inner membrane. Gene Ontology annotation, biological process: mitochondrial respiratory chain complex IV assembly. The record is from RefSeq and is a predicted model, not a curated record. Lineage: Eukaryota; Metazoa; Arthropoda; Insecta; Hymenoptera; Vespidae.